Dibothriocephalus latus is the source of this 480-nucleotide messenger RNA. The record is from the annotation of a GenBank genome assembly. NCBI's taxonomy places the organism in Eukaryota, Metazoa, Platyhelminthes, Cestoda, Diphyllobothriidea, Diphyllobothriidae.
AUGGUCCGGAAUAUCUACCGUCUCUACGGACCAGAAUGUCGGAAGCCCGUUCCAGCACUCGCCGGCUUCAAAUACUACACCAUGGGCUUUUACAUUCACUCCACUGGGAAGAUGAACUAUAAGGGCAGCUUUUCCGCUUCCUAUCUCGCCUGUCCUGAGACCCACACCUGGUACCCCAUAGAGAAGUGUCGACCCCUGCUGGACGUCCAUAAUAAGCUGCCCAGGGACGACCUUCUGCGUCGUCUAACCGUCAUCUUCCUACGAACACCUGCACCGACCACCACUAAGACCUCUCUGCGGGAGCGAUUCCGGUCGGCGCUGAUGAUGAAGAAGAGGCCGGAGGAGGAGGCAGUUUUGAUGCCCCUGACAGAACUCGGCCCCUUUGUCAGUAAGGAGUACAUGGAAAUGAUGGCGGACUGGUCGGAUGCUGCUGGUCUCAUUGCUCUGGAUGGCCACAUGCUAAUAAAUUACGUGUGGUGA